Molecule: messenger RNA, 1253 nt
Organism: Amoebophrya sp. A120
Lineage: Eukaryota; Dinophyceae; Syndiniales; Amoebophryaceae
Source: the annotation of a GenBank genome assembly
GCUGAAUUUUUUUUGCAGCACGUCUGGCCGAGCCUUUCUCUCGCUCCUAUCGAGUUGAGUCGUGGUCCUGUCUCAGCUGGUCUUCAACACGACCUCCGUGUGAGCCGACCCGAAAACCAAUUCAGCCAGCACUUUCUUUUUACAACAUCAUUCAACCCGGUGGGCUUUACACCGAGAUUUUUUCAAACAGGCGAGGCCUCUUCGCUUCAACUACAUCAAACACGCGUCUUUCAUCUUCCUCUUUCUAUGUGACGCCAGCAACACUUCUACCAACGAGCGUCUCCAAUCAGAAACAUCAAGAACCUUCACAUGAGUAAAGAACUUCAGAAAACCUCCACCCAUCACUGCACAGCGUGGAAACAAGACUAACACGACCAAUCGACAAGAAGAAUAUAUUAAUUUCAGGAACAACUACAACACCUCCGUCCAUCGCAACCCCGCACCUUCGUGCUACUCUCCAGUGCCCUAGAAGAUGAGCAGCUCACCGGGCCGCGAAAACAUCUUGGACACGCCAGAGAGCGCGGAGUUGACUCUGGUGGACAGUCUGCUGCAAGCGGAAAACAUUUACGAGAAUUUGGAAACCACGACAGCCGCGGACAGCGAGCUGGCUAAGAAGCAAAACACAGCGAAAAUAAAUCCACCCGCUACUUCUGCCAUGGACACCCACAAGCAGAACGAUAUGCAGCCCAAGGUGGACGAAAGUAUAAACAAAAAUCCGAAGCAAGCGCAUAAUCAGCAGCACACCAGUCCUGCCCGAACGCAAGGCUUUUUGAACACGGCGAAGCAGUUGGAAAUCAGAGAAAAGACGCCCUACAGUAAAGGUGGAAAGAACAAUGCCAAGGCUGCGAGGCGCAUGGGGGAGCAGAGGGUAGGCAGCGGAACGGGAAGCGAAUCCAUCGUCCGGACUGGAUCGUUCGCGACGGCCGUCGAUGCCGAAUCCGACAUGGAACACGAGAGCGCCGAGGAACACGCGAGCCCGGAACUGGGCAGGAAGGAAAAAAAUAACAGUACUAAAAUCGUCCCGCCGCAGAAGAAACCCAAUAAGAAGCAACCUGCAGUUCUUGGCGAUAGUGGCAUUAACAGUAGCAGUGAGGACAGAGACUACUCCUCGAGUAGCAGUCCAGGUAGCGAGAGCUGCAACAGCAAGUCUUACAACAACAGUAGUUCUUCCUACAGUACUAGCGGGAAGAAUCGAUACAACAAUUAUGACAAUUGUAGCAGCGACGUCUUCAGCAAAUCGCACCGGAAGAUGA